UAUAAGCGAGAUUUCCGCAGGAUGCACGCGCCUCUCAUUGUCGCCGAUACAGGCGCGUGACUGGUCACGUGGUCUGAGAAGGAAGGUAGAUUAUGGCUUCAGUCUACGGCGGUGUGGAGGGAGGUGGGACUGCGUCCAAAGCAGUGCUGGUUUCUGAGGAAGGAGAGAUCAUCGCAGAAACAGAUGGGCCAUGUACCAAUCAUUGGCUAAUAGGUGUCGACAAAUGUUUGGAGGCAAUCAACAACAUGAUGCAAAAAGCCAAGACAGAGGCGGGACUGGAUGUAGACACACCCCUUCGCUCCCUGGGUAUGUCUCUGAGUGGGGGGGAGCAGCCAGAGGCCAUCGAGAAGCUCAUCAAGGAGAUGGAGAGGAGGUUUCCUAAACUGAGCCUCAACUACCACAUCUCCAACGACACCAUUGGCGCCAUGGCAACUGCCAGAGAGCAAGGGGGUGUGGUCAUUAUCUCGGGGACUGGAUCCAACUGCAGGCUGGUGAACGCUGACGGGUCACAGGUGGGCUGUGGAGGCUGGGGUCACCUGAUGGGUGACGAGGGCUCAGCCUACUGGAUCUCUCACCUUGCUGUGAAGAUAGUAUUUGACGCAAUGGAUAAUUUUGCGACUCCGCCUCAUGACAUCACUAACGUCAAAAACGCCAUGCAAGAGUACUUCCAGGUGACCAACAGAAUGGGCAUGCUUCCUCACUUCUACAGAACCUUUGAGAAGUCCCAUUUCGCUGGGUUUUGCAGAAAGCUGUCUGAAGUGGCCACAGCUGGAGAUGCUCUGUGUCAGUAUGUGUUCGCUCAAGCUGGGAAAGCUUUGGCUCAACAUAUAGUGGCUGUCCUGCCCAAAGCUGACCAGUGUCUCUUCUCAGGAGAGCUUGGCUUGCCCAUUCUGUGUGUAGGAUCUGUUUGGAAGAGCUGGGAGCUGCUUAAACCAGGCUUCAUGGAGGUGCUGGAGAGGGCCGCUGGGGGCCACUUCACUGGGUACAGCCUGCUAACGCUGCACCAGUCUUCGGCUCUAGGGGGCGCCAGCCUGGGUGCCCGCAGCAUUGGGGUCACAUUGCCUCUUGAUUACUCUGCCAAUGCAGACGUGUUCUACACGCACUCUUUUGGCAACAAGUGAAUACGUAGCCCUGUAAGUCGCUUCUCUUUUUUUAAAAAAAUGUGCUUUAUGAAGAGAAACACAAACCAGCAAUCAAGCUUGUACUGUACAACCAUCUUUUACUCAGGAUGGAAGGGAUGGGGAAUUUUGGAAUAAGCCAAUCUAGUUUGAACUUGAUAUAAAAUCACUGUAAAUCAGCAUUUAAUAUCAACUGUUAUGAAACCUUUUUGCUUUUUUGAUACCAAGGGUUUUUAAAAAAUUUGUCUUGUAUUUUUUAGUGAUUAUAUCUGCUUACUCUGAAAAAUGCUGAAAUUAUAAUAAAAGGGAAUUUUUUAUAUUGCUUAUUAAUAAAAUCAAAGAUGACAAAA
Messenger RNA from Paramormyrops kingsleyae, 1468 nucleotides. It is a transcript of the gene nagk, whose product is annotated as N-acetylglucosamine kinase. Gene Ontology annotation, molecular function: N-acetylglucosamine kinase activity. The record is from RefSeq and is a predicted model, not a curated record. Lineage: Eukaryota; Metazoa; Chordata; Actinopteri; Osteoglossiformes; Mormyridae.